Molecule: messenger RNA, 589 nt
Organism: Cornus florida
Lineage: Eukaryota; Viridiplantae; Streptophyta; Magnoliopsida; Cornales; Cornaceae
Exons: 1
Coding region: 71-454 (127 amino acids)
Biological process (GO): photosynthesis
Cellular component (GO): membrane; photosystem II
Source: RefSeq, a predicted model, not a curated record
GACACACAAAACACAACCUUCAUAUAAUAGAGAGAAGAAUGAAAGAAAAAGGAAAAAUAAAUAGAAGAAAAUGGCUUCAGUGACAAUAAUGUCCACGCCAUUAAAUUUUGCAACCCAGAGGAGAAUUAGGGUAAACCAGCCAAGCUCUGAGGCCUUUUUCAGUCCAUUGCCAGUGAAGAAGAAUAAUAAGGGUGUGUUUGGGCAGUCAAAGCCCAGAAAAUGCAGGCUUAUUCAGGUUGAUGCCUCUUUGAAGGAGAAGGCUGUGACAGGCCUAACAGCAGCUGCAUUGACAGCUUCCAUGGUGAUUCCUCAGGUGGCCGAGGCUGCUGACUCUGGUUUGUCUCCCUCUCUCAAGAACUUCUUGCUCAGUAUUGCUGCCGGCGGUGUCGUGCUCGUAGUCAUUCUCGGAGUUGUUGUCGGUGUCUCCAACUUUGAUCCGGUCAAGCGAACUUGAGAGAGUUGUUGAUAUUGACAAUUCUGUGAACUUUCUUGUUCUGUCUCAACAAGUUCAUUUUGUUUUUUGUUUAUGUAUUUGAUGUUAUAUGCUACUCUGUCAUUAACCAUUUAUAUAUUAUAUUGAUUUGAAGAA